UGCGCGUUACUUGCUGUUAUUAUUAGUUUACGUAAUGGAUACGUGCCACGAAGUAAAGUUACAACAUAGUACAAGUACUUGUACUUAUAAAACAAGAACAUAUCCAUUGAAUAAUGGGAGUAAUAAUUGCAACAGUUAGUGGUCGCUAGUUUUUCAGUUUGACUGAAUUGGAACAUUCAGUAGUUGCGAGGCAGCCGGUUCAAGGGAGAACUCGCUACAGCUUAACGUUGCUCAUUUACAAGUAACUUACAAGUAAGCAAUGUUCUUUAUAACAACUUUGUUCUGAACAGUAAGACUGCAUUUCUUAUCAAUUUAUAUGUUUGAUAACUAUAGGCUAUUAAUUAUCGGCUUGUGAUAAAGAUUUUUCGAUGUGUGACUUGGAAUAACAAAUAUUUUGUCAGUGUCAUACGGAAUGCUUGCAUAAACAGCCGCGAACGUGGGACCUAAUCGCAGUCAAACAACAACUAUACAAAGUGUUUUAACUUUCAUUGUUACCAUAUUUGGGAAUUAAGAUGUGUUUUAAAACAGUUUAAAUUUUGUUUGGCCGGCUGUUAGAAUAUAUCGGAUUAUUUUGUGAUUUUGCAAUAGUGUUUUUCUGAAAUGGGCAAUUCCAAAUCUAAAAAAGCUCAAAAGGAACCUGAUAGAUUUUUUGAUCGAGAAAAGUGGAGGGAACAAAAAAGAGAGGAAAAAAGGAAGAAACUUGUAAACUCCGGCAACAGGAGGGUUGGCGCAAAGGAACCAGCGCUGCCACUCGUAGCACCUGGUCCGCCGCCACCCGGCCCGGGACCUUCGGCGCCGCCGCCCGCGCACGUCCGCUCCUACGAUGAUGAGGCCAUAGACCGCAUGCGAUAUCAGCUGCAAAAUGACUCUGAGGCCUUCUUAUUAAACAAUAUUUUGCUGUCAAUUCAAUUCUUUGAAAAUUAUGAAAGGGAAGUACACAACAUAAAAAACAACCCAAUGAGUGAUCGUGAGCAUCGUAUCAAUGAAGCUAUGGUGCGGCGCAAUAAGCAUGUGUUUUUUGCGGACCGACUGCAGGAAUGCGUCAACGAUCACAUUUGUUACCAGAGGCAGAAAGGGCAUUUAGAACCGCUGGCAGCUUCGCGGCUCUUUGUGAUCUAUGAUAACGUAGAAGCGAGCGAGCCUGGCGAUACGUCAGAUUAUAGCGCCGUGCUAGAUGCUCCGUUCUACAAACUACGCAUUGAAGACUGCAAGGAACCAGGGUAUAUUAAAUUGAAGAAAAUAGAAGUUCUAGAAAGCACCCUUCAUCAGGAAGCUGAAUUCACUAAUGUAAAGAAAUCACAUUCCGAUGAUAGCGUAUAUACUGAUUCUGAAAAAGAAUCAGUUGAUUCAGAUGAUUCUUCUUAUGCUAUGAAAGGACAAGAACUGCUAGAAAAAAUGAGAUUAAGAUUAAAUAACUCGGAUAAUAAUGACCAUCAAAUGGUAAUUGAUAAAAUAAAUGUAAAUGUCGCGGAGCCAACAUACGGUAGACGUCACAGCGGUCCAACCAAACAAGUUAGUUUGCAGGCAAUGAAGAAUGAUAUCUCUAAUAUACAUGAAUUUCGAAAAAGUUCUUUAGUGCCGGAAGAAGUUGUUACGGACGAUAUUAACAAUAAUGUUGUGGACAAAAAAUAUACACAAGAUGAAGAGCCUAGGCCUAGAAAGUCUAUUUUGAAAAACCCUAAGAGACAGAAUAGCAUAAAAACUACAGGCCGCAGAAGUCAAUACUUUGAUACUUCGAAAAACUCUUCGCCUGAAAACACUAUGGGAGAAGAUACAGAAACCUCCGGAUAUAGAUCGAACUCUAGUAGCAAACAAAAUGAAUCUAGUGAGACAGAAUCUGAUUAUGGUUACUCUACUAUAACAGAAGCGGCAACACCUAAAAAGGUAGAAUUGAAAAUGCAAUCAAAUUAUGCACUGGCUUCUGGCGUAUUGCCGGAGGAGUCAUGGACUCCUAUCGAAAUAAAAGCAUUAGAUGGUUGGAGCGAUGACGAAGAUGAUGAAAUUGCAAAUACAUCAUCAAGAUUAUCAUUAUCUCGUAAUUUGUAUGAAAGAUAUUAUUAUCUUAAUUCAUUGGGUUUCAUGAACAAUUUUGUUGAUAAUUUUAUAAUUAACUUAGGAUCUGGAUUGGGCUUAACUCAAGAUACAAUUGAUAAUGCUCUUACCCAAGGAGCAAGCAUAUAUUGUGACUCAAAUAAAAACGGCUUAAAGAUGGGAUAUGAAAUCUUUCCUGCGCUUAUUGCUGCCUGGCCAAAUGCUGCUAACCCGUGGAUAAUUCGGGAAAGGAGAAUAAUACAAAAUCCUCGAACAAAUUUUAGUUACCAAUGGCCCACAAAAUAUAUGGUUAAUAGAGCUAUUGGUUUUGGUUGUUUAUUAGUGCCAGUUGGGUUUAGACCGAAAAGAGGUUUGAAUCCUGAACAAACAUUGCAAUGGAAGAUUCUAUUUCCUGCUGCGGAACGAUACUUAGAAAGUUGUUUAGCCCAUUCGCAUAUGCGAUGCUAUUUAUUUGCAUUGGCAUUACAUAAAACUUUCAUGGAAAAUGAAACAUCUAAAAUAGGCAUAGAUACAAGCCAUAUUAAAAACCACUUGUUUUGGCAAUGCGAAGACAAUUAUGCAAAAUGGCCGGAGGAUAGGCUCGGAGAAUCAUUAAGACUGUUUUUGAGAAGUUUUUAUAUACAUUUUGGACAGUCGAGAUUUCCCAAUUAUUUCAUAGAAAGCUGCAAUGAUUUCAAAAGCAUCCCAAAGCCAUUGCUAUUGAAGCUUCAAAGACGACUUUUAGAUAUUUUAGAAAGUCCUGUUAUGCAUGUUCUUCAUUCUUUGGAUAAAUUGAAGUAUACUAAGAGAGACUUUUAUCCUACAUUCAAUUGUCAUCGACUAUAUGAGAUCUUAACAUGUAAAAGCCCACUGAGACUACUAAAUCCUAAUUUACCCCCAGUAGUCAGCACUCAUACUGACAGUAGUCACAGUGAUGACGACACAAAUGUCAGUUACUUUGACAGAACUAAGUCAAGAGAUAAACAUUAUCAAUGGAAAAUAGAAAGGCAACGGCAAAUACAAGAGCGAAGAAAAGCACAGCUGAUUACAAAGAAACAGAAGGCUGCGAAUAAACAAGAAAAUAUUAUUAAUAAAAAUUACACACUGCCGGUGAGAAUGGAAUCGGAGCGACGGCGUCUUGUUCUAGAAUUCUUUAUUCCUCAUUUCAUUGCAAUGGCGCGCUCCAGUGAAAAGUUUGAUGCCGUCAAACAAGCUAUCAUCUACUUGGAACAAGCACAACGACUAUGUAUUCUAUUAUCAGAAGAACCUGCCGCGGACGCGACUGCUGCUGAAUACUUGGACAUCAUUCGUGAAAAAUUGGCAGAUUGUCAAAGGAAAGUGGUCAAUCAAGGCGGAUACAAAUUACCACCUCGCAGAGAUAGCAAAUUGGACAGGCCAGUUAAUAACCCGAUACGCAAACAACGUCCCAAAUUCGAGCACAUCGUCAGUCAAGACUCUCCUGUUGAAAAUCACUCAAUCCAAGCAUUCACAUUUGUGGAUGUACACGUCGAAAAUUCUUCACGACAUGAGCUAAAGACCAACUUUAAAUUAAAUGAUCAAAUGUCAGUCGAGGAGUCCAAAUUAUAAUAUUUUAAAAUAAUUGCUAUCAACAACACGCAACACACUAUUGCUAUCAACUUGUGGCGUCUGAAAAACGAACCAAAUAGCGGCAGUGAGCUGUAAAUUUCUGUAACUGAUAUUUUCUUUAAAGAAUUUCUAAAAUUAUAAUCUACAGUUAAUAAAUUUGCCACUUAGUCCCCUUCAUUGAUUGUAUCGUAUAGCUAGUGUGGUCUAGUGCAAUUAAUUGUUAGUCUGUAUGGCACUUUAUAUUCAUUUGGAUUGGUAUUUAGUACUUAUUAGUUUGGAAUCUCGUACUGUACUGUAAUAAUAUAAAAGGAUAAGGUUCGAUGUUUUAUAAAUAAUUAUAUUAUAGUUUAAAAAAAUAUUCUUUUAUUGUUUUGUAAUAUAAAUUGACAUAAACAGACCUUUGCUUAUCUAUUUUUAAGUCAUUGUAAAAUAUUGUAUAUAUAUUUUUAGCAGAAUAAAGUUUUGCGAAAAUACAUAUUUUUCUAAUA
Messenger RNA from Manduca sexta (tobacco hornworm), 4106 nucleotides. RefSeq lists its product as uncharacterized. The coding region runs from base 601 to 3618 and encodes 1005 amino acids. The record is from RefSeq and is a predicted model, not a curated record. The transcript is spliced from 4 exons. NCBI's taxonomy places the organism in Eukaryota, Metazoa, Arthropoda, Insecta, Lepidoptera, Sphingidae.